ACGUCACGUCUGUUGUAGGGAAAAAAAAUUACAAGAAAUCUGAGAGGGAGUGUGUCUCUAACGUUACUGGAACCAUUUGUCUUGCUCAACGGUCAGGAAUGUCAUCUGGUAGCGACAGCGGAGCUCGACUCACCCAGUUCAAAAACAAAGGGAAAGAUGCCAAUGAGCUAAGGCGAAGGAGAGCGGAAGUCAACGUGGAGCUCCGUAAAGCAAAGAAAGACGAUCAGAUUCUGAAGAGGAGAAAUGUCCACAGUCUUCUGGACGAGCCGACCUCUCCGCUGCAAGAGAAAGAUCCAAAUGCACAGCCCCCUCAUUACUGGUCUGUGGAGGAAAUUGUGAGGGGUGUAAGCAGUCAGUACCUGGACCAUCAGCUGCAGGCCACGCAGGCAGCCAGAAAGCUCCUCUCCAUUGAACAUCACCCACCUAUUGACAGCGUAAUUGCUGCUGGCCUCAUCCCAAGGUUUGUUCGUUUUCUGGCAUUGUCUGAAUGUCCCCCCAUCCAGUUUGAGGCAGCUUGGGCCCUGACCAACAUCGCCUCAGGUACAUCAGAGCAGACCACCGCUGUAGUGGAAGGAGAGGCUAUCCCAGCCUUCAUCAGCCUGGUGGCAUCACCGCACCUGCACAUAAGCGAGCAGGCCAUUUGGGCCCUGGGGAACAUUGCAGGUGAUGGAUCCAACUACAGAGAUCUAGUGAUCAAACAUGAUGGACUCCAGCCACUCCUUGCCCUGCUGGCAGCCCCUGACCUGUCUGUAUUUCCUUCUGGUUACCUGCGCAAUGUCACCUGGACGCUGUCCAACCUGUGUCGGAACAAGAACCCGGCCCCUCCUUUGACGGCAGUGCAACAGCUGCUUCCAGCCCUGGUGCGCCUCCUGCACCAUGACGACAGAGAGGUCCUAGUUGACACCUGCUGGGCUGUGUCCUAUCUGACCGAUGGGUCCAAUGAGAGGAUAGAGGUGGUGGUGCAGGCUGGCCUGGUGCCCCGGCUGGUACAGCUUCUCUCCUGUGGGGAGCUCUCCAUUGUGACUCCAGCCCUGCGGUCACUUGGCAACAUUGUGACUGGGACAGAUGAGCAGACUCAGUGUGUUCUGAAUGCAGGUGCCCUGGCGAUAUUCCCCAGCCUGCUGCGUCACCAAAAGCCCAACAUCCAGAAAGAAGCAGCCUGGACAUUGUCCAACAUCACCGCUGGCAAGGACACCCAGAUUCAGGAGGUUAUCAGUGCGGGACUGAUACCCAUCCUGGUGGAGGUCCUCCAACAGGGAGACUACAAAACCCAGAAGGAGGCAGUGUGGGCUGUCACCAAUUACACCAGUGGUGGAACAGUAGCACAAGUGGCCUACCUUGUUCAGUGCAAUGUGCUGGGGCCUCUGCUCAACCUACUGUCUUCCAAAGACAGCAGGAUCCUCUUGGUCAUCCUGGAUGCAGUCACCAAUAUUUUACAGGUCGCCUACAAAGCUGGCGAGACUGAGAAACUAUGCCUGAUGAUUGAGGAGUUGGGUGGUCUGGACAAGAUCGAGGCAUUGCAGUCCCAUGACAAUGAAGCUGUCUAUAAGUCCUCUCUCAACAUUAUAGACAGAUUUUUCUCUGAAGAGAAUGAUGAUGAUGAGUCUGUGGUUCCUGAGGCUACAGAAGACUGCUAUACCUUCCAGAUCCCCAAAGACCAAAGCACUUUCCAGUUUUAACACAUCCAAUUUGCUCUUUGGAACAUAUAUGAAAAAGAAAAUUCUUACCUUGUUUAUAUUUUUUAUAUUUUUAGACAUUUCAUUGUACAUAAUAGUACAAAGACAAAAUAUCCCCGUUUUGGAAAAAGAAAUGUAAAUAAAUUUUAUUAAUUUG
Molecule: messenger RNA, 1833 nt
Organism: Toxotes jaculatrix (banded archerfish)
Lineage: Eukaryota; Metazoa; Chordata; Actinopteri; Toxotidae
Product: importin subunit alpha-1-like
Exons: 11
Coding region: 99-1679 (526 amino acids)
Biological process (GO): NLS-bearing protein import into nucleus
Cellular component (GO): nucleus; cytoplasm
Molecular function (GO): protein binding; nuclear import signal receptor activity
Source: RefSeq, a predicted model, not a curated record